UAAGUGGAGAACAGGGGAACAAGAAUAAGCCAGGAGGGACAGAGAUGCUGCACCUGCUAACAAUCACCUGAGGAGACGAGCCAGAGGGUAAAAACACAACAAAACCAAGAAGAAAAGACAGUUUUCUCAGCAUGGUGGGACUGUUUCACAUCUGAGAGGAUCUCCUUCAUCAUCACACAAGUUAUCUGUUGGUGCCAUGGCUGACUCAAGCUGGUGGAAGCUGACGUUCUCACGCAAGAAGAAAUCUGAGCCCAAAGUUCUGUAUGAGAUCCCAGCGGAGCACACCAACAAUGGCAACAAGGAGCAACCGCACAGCCCCGCAGACAAUAUGGACAGCCAGUUUAACGCCAGACUGGAGAAGAUAGUAGAUAAAUCUGCCACCAAGGGUCGCCACGUCAAGGUCUCCCACUCCGGUCGCUUCAAGGAGAAGAAGAAGGUCCGAGCCACCCUGGCCGAGAACCCUAAUCUAUACGCAGAGCACCACCUCAGCAACGAGAACCAUAAAAAUAAGACUGACAUGUAACUUUAUCAUCAUAAACAUGUCAUAAGUCACGGUCAACGUCUCUGGGGAGGGUUGAGAAAACCCAAUAGAUUCAAACCAAAUCAACGAAGUGGAUCAGAAAACAAAUCCAAUCAAUGAUCAGUUCUGAAGGAUGUCCUCUACCAACUGCUCCUCUUGAAUGAUUACAAGAAUGAAAUAAUCCAUCCAUCCUCAUUUAACACUUCUGUGAAUUUCAUUUUUAAGUUUUUAUUGCUUUAAUAUGAAGUUCUUUUUGUUUUAAUAAAAUAGUAAAUUUUAUGAACAAACUAAAUAAAAGCAUUUAAAAUGGUGCCCUGAAGCUUUGUGUUAAACACAUUCAUUGACCCCUAUAGUUUCUACAUGUCAAAAACAAUUACAUUUUUAUAAAAGAAAAACAAAUUAUACAUAUUUUUAUCAUCUUAGAAAUAAAAAAGAAAAAGUAACGUUUCUAGCACAUGAAAUGAACCACUCAAUGUAUUUGUCGCCACUUAAAUGUUGCUUCAAUGCUUUUUAAGAUAUUUUUCUUUUUAGUCAAAACAUUUGCUUAACAUUGUAAUAAAAGUUUUUUGUAUGUAGAAAAUGAAUAAAUCAAAUAUUUAAUGAAUAAAAGGUGUAAAUGCUGA
Messenger RNA from Nothobranchius furzeri (turquoise killifish), 1143 nucleotides. It is a transcript of the gene prr15lb, whose product is annotated as proline rich 15 like b. The record is from RefSeq and is a predicted model, not a curated record. Lineage: Eukaryota; Metazoa; Chordata; Actinopteri; Cyprinodontiformes; Nothobranchiidae.